AUGUCCGCACACAAUCUCGACUAUUCAACUCACACUUAUCUCACCCUCACGCUCGCACCAUCGUCGCCUUUCCAGUCGAACCCAGGUGACUUGGCCUCGAUACAUCCCGCUCUGUCUCAUGUUGGCCCAGUCGGAGCGAUGAAAGAUAUCCAGAUUAUCGGCGUUUCGAGCGAAGAAUGGAGUCGUUCGAAUGGGGAAAUUCGCGCCGCGUUGGAUGCGAAGAGGGCAGAGGGGAUCAUCAAGGUCGACGUGCACGCGCCCAAGGGCAAGCACAAGCGGGACGAAUUCUGAUGUAGCUAUGGUUGAGAAAGUUGUACGAAGUAGUCUAUGACGAUGUAUGUACGAUAAGGACCGACACGUAGGAACAAGAGAAGUCUCCACGGUCAUUUCUCGGAUCUCAGGGUAUCGAGCAGUUCAACAAGUUCUCGAACCGGCAGGUCUCCCUAAACUUCAGUUGGUGGUCGAUCAGAUUCUCUGCGUAUACGACAAAGCU
Messenger RNA from Stereum hirsutum FP-91666 SS1, 493 nucleotides. RefSeq lists its product as uncharacterized. The record is from RefSeq and is a predicted model, not a curated record. Bases 1 to 291 code for a protein of 96 amino acids. The transcript is spliced from 3 exons. Lineage: Eukaryota; Fungi; Basidiomycota; Agaricomycetes; Russulales; Stereaceae.